Messenger RNA from Aethalodelphis obliquidens (Pacific white-sided dolphin), 1622 nucleotides. RefSeq names its product solute carrier family 38 member 6 (gene SLC38A6). The coding region runs from base 159 to 1529 and encodes 456 amino acids. Lineage: Eukaryota; Metazoa; Chordata; Mammalia; Artiodactyla; Delphinidae. Gene Ontology annotation, cellular component: plasma membrane. Gene Ontology annotation, biological process: amino acid transmembrane transport; L-glutamine transport. Gene Ontology annotation, molecular function: L-glutamine transmembrane transporter activity. The record is from RefSeq and is a predicted model, not a curated record. The transcript is spliced from 16 exons.
GUCAUCAGAUCACGUCGAUUCCUCCUUUCUUCCCGGCCCUGGUGAGGUACGGGAACCCGGAAGGGCUGGGACCAUAGCUCCGCCUUUGGCGCGACUACCCGACGGGAGGGCUGGGGUAGUAGCUUGUAGAUGGACUGGGUAGUCGGCCAGUGAGCAGCAUGGAGGCGCCCUGGGGGAUCGUGGACGCUGAGCCCGGCUGGUUUGUCUCUGCCAGGCAGCCUGAAGAGGCGGAGGCGGAAGAGUUGAGCCCGUUGCUUAGCAACGAACUUCACAGACAGGGAUCCCCAGGUGUUUCAUUUGGUUUCUCAGUGUUUAAUUUGAUGAAUGCCAUCAUAGGAAGUGGUAUCCUUGGCUUAGCUUAUGUUAUGGCUCAUACUGGUAUCCUUGGAUUUAGUUUCUUGCUGCUGAUAGUCGCUCUCCUGGCUUCUUACUCAGUUCAUCUCCUGCUUAGUUUGUGUAUUCAGACAGCUGUGACAUCUUAUGAAGAUCUUGGACUCUUUGCAUUUGGAUUACCUGGAAAGAUGGUGGUAGCAGGCACCAUAAUAAUUCAGAAUAUUGGAGCUAUGUCAUCUUAUCUUUUAAUUAUUAAAACAGAGCUUCCUGCUGCUAUUUCAGAAUUUUUGUCUGGAGACCAUAGUGGGUCUUGGUAUCUUGAUGGAGAAACACUGCUAAUAAUCAUCUGUGUUGCCAUUGUGUUCCCUCUUGCACUUCUUCCUAAAAUAGGCUUUCUUGGCUACACAAGUAGUUUAUCAUUUUUCUUUAUGGUGUUCUUUGCUCUUGUGAUAAUAAUCAAAAAAUGGUCCAUCCCUUGUCCUCUGACAUUAAAUUCUGUAGAGCAAUACUUCCAGAUUUCAAAUGCUACAGAUGCUUGUAAACCAAAGCUCUUUCAUUUCUCCAAAGAGAGUGCUUAUGCCAUACCAACCAUGGCUUUUUCAUUUCUCUGCCACACCUCAAUAUUGCCCAUAUACUGUGAACUUCAAAGACCUUCUAAGAAAAGGAUGCAGAAUGUAACCAAUACAGCAAUUGCUUUAAGUUUUCUCAUUUAUUUUAUAUCUGCACUCUUUGGGUACCUCACUUUUUAUGACAGUGUGGCGUCAGAAUUACUACAAGGUUAUAGUAAAUACUUGCCACAUGAUGUUGUCGUCAUGACUGUGAAGUUAUGCAUACUAUUUGCUGUGCUUUUGACAGUCCCUCUAAUCCACUUCCCUGCAAGGAAAGCUUUAAUGAUGAUGUUUUUCUCCAAUUUUCCAUUCUCAUGGAUUCGCCAUUCUUUGAUCACUAUAGCUCUCAAUAUUAUCAUUGUUUUACUUGCGAUAUAUGUUCCUGACAUUAGGAAUGUACUUGGUGUAGUUGGUUCCAGUACAUCAACAUGUUUGAUUUUUGUGUUCCCGGGACUGUUUUAUCUUAAACUGAGCAGAGAGGAUUUUCUCUCAUGGAAAAAGUUGGGGGCGUUUGUUUUGCUCAUCUUUGGUAUUUUGGUUGGUAAUUUUAGUUUAGCACUCAUUAUUUUUAAUUGGAUUAAUAAGUGAAAGAAAUCUUUUCCCACGUCUUUUGCUGAAUGAUUUACCUCCAAAUGCAAAAAGGAAUUAUUCUGGAAGGCACCUUGGAUGAUCCUCUUUAUA